AAAUGACGUGACGUUCAAGCCUAUGGCAAAUCCGUUGGUUUAGCCCAACAAAGAUGGCGUCGGUUUCCAAAGGGUACGAAAAUAUGCUCAAGUGAAUAAAUACGAAUGAGCUACACAGUGGUGAAGAAAAUGCUCUUUGGUCAGUCAGCCAACAUGGCGACCACGUAAAGUGAAAGGAUUGUUUGCAGUGCCAACAAAAUGAGGGUUCCCCGUUGCUGUAUGGGGCUCCGGCGAAGCUGUCUGGUUUGGCCAAUCUUGCUGAUCCUCCUAGUUGGUGCAGCCUUGACAGCUCUGCUGCCCCCUGCAGAAGACCAAGGAGGCCUUGAUGUCCUGGGAGUGCUGCGCCGGGCAACAUCACAAAAGGAGAGUCAAGCGCAGGGCCACCGUGUUGACAGCACAGAGGAGGAGCAUAAAUUUACCAUCAUCAUCCAAACAUACAAUCGCACAGACAUUCUGCUGAAACUACUUAACCAUUACCAGGCAGUGCCUCAUCUUCAGCGGAUUAUCAUAGUCUGGAACAACAUUGAGGAGCAGACACCCCUAAAGUUAUGGAACUCCUUGGGGCCUCAUCCGGUCCCUGUGGUCUUCAAGGAGCAGACUAACAAUCGAAUGCGCAACAGACUACAACCUUUCCCUGAGAUUGACACUGAUGCUGUGUUGAUGCUGGAUGAUGACACGCUGGUCAGUGUUCCUGACAUCAGUUUUGCUUUCUCAGUCUGGAAGCAAUUUCCAGACCAGAUUGUUGGCUUUGUACCCCGCAAACAUGUCUCAACGCCAGGAGGAGUGUACAGUUAUGGCAGCUUCGAGCUGCAGGAUCCAGAAACAGCGGGAGGUGACAAAUACUCCAUGGUGUUAAUUGGUGCUGCCUUUUUCCACCACCGCUACCUGCAGCUCUUCCAGGACCAACCUCAAGCAGUACAUGCACUGGUGGACGAAACACAGAAUUGUGAUGAUAUCGCCAUGAACUUCGCUGUAGCACAGUAUUUGCGGAAACAUUUCAAGUCUAUCAGCAGCAUUAACAAACCCUCUGGGGUCUUUGUCAAACCUGUGGACCUUCGCAACCUGGAAAAGGAUGCCAGCAGUGGGUACCAAGGUAUGUGGCAUCGCCCUGAACACCUUCUUCAGAGGUCCUACUGUCUGAACAGGCUGACACAGAUUUAUGGCUUCAUGCCACUCUGUUUCUCCAACCUGAUGGUCUCCCAGUUUGGCUUCCCUAGCUAUGCCAAUCACAAGAGUAGAGGCUGAGGAAGUGACUGUUUUGGAGUGCAAUAAGACAAACUCAAGUCGCAGCCUGGUAAGUCCUUGUUUGGUUAAUAAUACAUCACUUUCCUGAGCCCAGGCUCUGGUUAGUCUGACGAUAUGACCAUAUUUGAUAAAGGUAAUCUAUACUGUUGCCAAAUCUGCCUUUCCUUCAGCUUGUGCAAUUCUCUCAGUGGAUUGUAGUGCAGUUACUUAAUACACAGCAGCAGGUGUUGGCCUUAGAUCUGCUUUGCCCGUUUGCCUUGUUGGAACUGUGAUUUACAGGAAUUGUGCUUUUGGUUUUACUACAUUUAUUAUUUUUAUGCAAUAUGACAUUUUUCUGUUGAGCUUGUGUACAGUUCCUUACAAAUUUAUAAUGAAUAUUAGAAGGUUUUUGGCCAAGAAAAAAAAAACUCCCCACCAAAGAAAGAGGAAAAUAGACUUAUUGCAAGUUUUAUAUACAUUUAAACCUAAUCAGUAUGUACAGUACUAUGCAUGCAUGGACAAUCAUUUAUUGAAAUGUGUGCACAUUAUCAAACUUGAAGGACUGUUAAAUAAAGCCAACACUAUUUCUCUGAACAGAA
Seriola aureovittata is the source of this 1823-nucleotide messenger RNA. RefSeq names its product exostosin-like glycosyltransferase 2 (gene extl2). Gene Ontology annotation, molecular function: glycosyltransferase activity. Lineage: Eukaryota; Metazoa; Chordata; Actinopteri; Carangiformes; Carangidae. Bases 199 to 1245 code for a protein of 348 amino acids. The record is from RefSeq and is a predicted model, not a curated record. The transcript is spliced from 6 exons. Gene Ontology annotation, cellular component: membrane.